CUACCAACUAACGAAUAAACGCCAGUACGUUGGUCUUCGAAUCCAAGGGAAUCCUUCCCUUUUUCUACGCCUCCAACAUUACAAGGGCGACGAGGAUGCGUUAGAACAACGCAAGAACCGCCCAGCAGCAAUUUUGAACCGCACGGACCCCUCCACACCCAACAACGGACGUCUUGUUUGACGGGAUGGAGCACAGCAUGCUCCCCACGUUUUCCUUCUUCGACGUGCGUGCCACUGACGCCAAUAACGUCGGCACCGAGUGGUUGAAGUGGGUGAGACGCUUCGAGAACUUCGUAGUGGCCUGCGGAAUCACAAGCGACGCCCGUAAGACCGCUUUGCUGCUACACUACAUCGAGGAGGAAGUCCACGACAUCUACUGUGUGCUUCCCGAACCUCCUGCGACCGCACCUGCGGCAACAGCGUCAGCUGUCUUAAGCACCGCUGGCGAAAGCCCGCUCCACACCGCAGCACGCAAGAAGCUGGACGCCUACUUCGCUCCAAGGGUCAACACAACCUUCGAGGUCUACCAUUUCCGGCAAGCCAGGCAAGUGGAAGGAGAGCCCCUUGACUCAUUUUACGCCAAACUACGACAGCUAGUGCGACACUGCGCCUUCGCCGAUCCAGACACGGAAAUCAAAAAUCAGAUCCUGCUGUCUACAACAUCGUCACGCCUUCGCCGCUAUGCCAUGCAGCAUGACCUCGAUUUGGAGGGAAUCCUCAAACAGGGCAGGCUAUUUGAGGAAGUGGAGCACAACGUCACCUUGAUGGAACAAGGAAGCCAGCAGCAGCCCAGCGAGAACACAGUGGCAGCGAUAGCAGCGAACGCCAAGCUGUCUUCGCACCACCACCCGUCCAAGCGCCACCAGAAAACCUCAUCACAGCCUCGUGAGAAUUCACGUCGUCAACACCCGGACGCAUCAUGCUACAACUGUGGAGGAUCAUGGCCGCACAAUGGUGGUCGAUCCAGCUGCCCAGCCAGAGGCAAGUCCUGCAGGUCAUGCCAGAAGGUUGGCCACUUCUCCAAAGUAUGUCGGUCGGCUCCAGUCACUGUCCGUGCUAUACGGAAGAACGCUGGCUCGGACAGCGACGGGUACACUUUCGCAACUGACACUUCAUGCGACAUCUCGAGGUCACCGCGAGUGAUCGUGGAAGUGAACGGUACGCCAGUAGAAUUCACCCUCGAUACAGGAGCUACUGUGUCCACCGUGGGAUCAAGUGACCUGUGGAAACUCAGGCUCCGCCACAGCUUGGAGCAAACAGGUGUAAAACGUUUCGCAUAUGGUGCAACGUCCCCACUGCCAGUGCUUGGCAAACUGUCCGUGACCAUGAAAUACAAAGCUCAGGAAGGCACAGACGAAAUCUUCGUUAUCAACGGUGACCAUCCAGCCCUUCUGAGUUUUUAUGCAGCCUCACGUCUGGGUUUAGUCCAGAUCACCUACAACGUCGAAGACACCCUGAUAGAAAACAAUAUUCAGCAACAGUACCCCCAACUUUUCACGGGAGUUGGAUGCCUUCGAGACCAACAGGUACGCUUGCAUGUGGAUGACAGUGUGCCACCAGUCGCACAACCACACCGUCGCAUCCCUUUUGCCAUGAGAAAACCACUAGAGGCAGAGCUGAGUAGACUGCUAGCGCUCGACAUCAUUGAGGAGACUGAAGGGCCAACACCGUGGGUGUCUCCGGUUGUUCUAGUGCCCUAGCCACACGACCAGGCUUUGCGGAUGUGCGUAGACAUGCGAUGCGCCAACAAGGCGGUCUGCCGCGAGCGGCACGUCACGCCAACAGUUGACGACAUCCUCACAGCACUCAAUGAAGCAACGGUGUUCUCCAAACUCGACCUCAAGGAAGGGUACCACCAGCUAGAGUUGCACGAAGACUCCCGGCCAAUAACAACUUUCUCGACACACGCCGGACUCUUCAGGUACAAACGUCUGAACUUUGGUAUCAACUCAGCAGCAGAAGUAUUUCAAAACACCAUACGACAAGUCCUCGGCGGCAUUCCCAACGUGCUUAACGUCAGUGAUGAUAUCCUGGUUUAUGGCACGACCAAGGAAGACCACGACAAAGCCCUUGAGGCAACGUUGGAACGUCUGAGCAAGGGUGGGCUCACGCUAAAUCCCAAGAAGUGUAGCUUCUUUCAAAAGCAGCUCACUUUUUUUGGACACGUCUUGAGUGCUGGAGUACAACCAGAUCCGAUGAAGGUGUCGGCUCUCCAGAACGCUGUUCCACCAACAAGUGCCAAUGAAGUCCGGAGUCUCCUAGGGAUGUUCAACUACUGCGGACGUUUCCUACCCAACCUCGCAAACCUGACUCAACCGUUGCGCCAGCUGACCAUCAAAGGAACUCCAUGGACUUGGACCAGCGUUGAACAAAGAGCAUUCGACGAGCUCAAAGGCAUGCUCUCGAACUCUACUACUCUAGCCUAUUUCGACCCCGAGAAGAGCACAUAUCUCAUCGUUGAUGCUGCACCACAUGGUCUCGGUGCAAUUCUCGCCCAGUCCUCCGCAGCUGGAACUAAGGUGGUUGCUUACGGAAGCCGAGCCUUGACGGCUGUGGAAGCGCGGUACUCUCAGAUAGAACGAGAGAUGUUGGCUGUGGUCUGGGGUAUGGAGCACUUCCAGAUCUACUUGUUCGGCACCAGCUUUCGAGUGCUCACCGAUCACAAACCGCUCGUCAACAUCCUGUCUAACCCACGUUCUUCUCCGUCAGCGAGGAUGGAACGUCUGGCACUUCGACUUCAGCCAUACAGCUUCGACGUCGCACACACCAAGGGGUCAACUAAUCCCAGCGAUUACUUGUCUCGACAUCCACCACAGACCCCACCAGACAAGAGGGACAAGCUUCGCACCCUUGUAAAGAUGUAAGAAGCCU
This is a messenger RNA of Ixodes scapularis (black-legged tick), 2871 nucleotides long. RefSeq lists its product as uncharacterized. The record is from RefSeq and is a predicted model, not a curated record. Gene Ontology annotation, biological process: proteolysis. NCBI's taxonomy places the organism in Eukaryota, Metazoa, Arthropoda, Arachnida, Ixodida, Ixodidae. The transcript has a single exon. Gene Ontology annotation, molecular function: aspartic-type endopeptidase activity. Bases 186 to 1700 code for a protein of 504 amino acids.